ACAUUUAACAGUUGUCGAUAAACAACGAUGGCAGCAUCAGAUUUCUAUUUGCUAUUUUCCGUGCUCUAAGCUUUUGCCCUUUUCAUAACGAAGCUGUAAGCACCGAUUUACCGUUCGAAUAUGGAUAUGCUGGAGAAGGACGAAUUUUUGAAGACGUAUCGCAGCAUAAAUGCCCAGUUGAGGAAAAAGUUCGUAGGAUUUAGACAAGAAGUUCGUAGACCGAAUGUUACAGAUGCAGUUGAUGGCUUUGAAAAUUUGAGUCGGAAACAGCUUGAUCUUGGUUUUACCGAGUUAAGUGCAGAAUGCAGACUUGCAGCUGCCCAGUUGGAGCGAUCUGUCAGUACUAAUGCCGUUUCCAAUAAUGGAACAAGACAAGUGGCAGAAUACAAUAAUUUAUAUGUGGAAUCAGCACGAACUUUCUGUUUCACUAAUCAACAACUUCCCGUCUAUGAAUGCUAUGAAGGGGCUAUUGGCAGUACAAAUGAUACAUGCUUGGCAUGGUUUACAUCAAUGGAAGCUGGGCAAACGGCUCUCUCUCUGAAUGAUUAUCCAAAUGCCAUUAGCUUCUUUACUAAAGCUUUUAAAUUAACCCAAAAUGAAAUGGAGAAAAACCUUUCUGGAGAUCGUUUGAUUUCAUCCUUCAUUUGCCAGGGAUCCUUCAGAGAAGCAUUAAAAAUACUUGGUGUUAUUCAACCAAACCCAAGGAAUAUUCUGACACAAAUUCUUUUAGUGUUGAUUCUCCAAAGAUGUGGAGACUUUCAACUGGAAACUCUGUUUCUACCUGCUAUAGAAAACUGCAUACAACCUCAGUCACUGCAAUAUGCCAUUGAGGCAUUAAAAUUAGGAGAAUUGGAUGAAACCUCAGCCCAAGAGAUCUGGUCUUACCUAAAUCUUGAUCAACAACAGCUUCUGCUCUGCUUAUCAAAUCUAAUAUAACAGAAAAUGAAAGCAUAAUUAUAUUGAAAAUCAUGUUUACUGGUCAAACAAAACUGUUGGUGGCAAUGGUGGAAAAUCACAAUUUAAGUCGUACAUGGUUUUCCUUGUCCCCAAAUGUUUGGCUUUGUUAUACUUGUCUUCAAGAUCUUUGAGAGUCAUAUUUUGCCUGGUAUUGACACUACGCUGUUUACUUUUAUGUUUCUGUGAUUUUUCUGUGUCUUUUAAAACAUUAUUUAUGUGAACAG
This is a messenger RNA of Daphnia carinata, 1181 nucleotides long. RefSeq lists its product as uncharacterized. Gene Ontology annotation, biological process: vesicle cytoskeletal trafficking. Lineage: Eukaryota; Metazoa; Arthropoda; Branchiopoda; Diplostraca; Daphniidae. The transcript has 3 exons. The record is from RefSeq and is a predicted model, not a curated record. Gene Ontology annotation, cellular component: early endosome. The coding region runs from base 121 to 936 and encodes 271 amino acids.